Molecule: messenger RNA, 2468 nt
Organism: Pogona vitticeps (central bearded dragon)
Lineage: Eukaryota; Metazoa; Chordata; Lepidosauria; Squamata; Agamidae
Gene: SLC6A20
Product: solute carrier family 6 member 20
Biological process (GO): sodium ion transmembrane transport; L-proline import across plasma membrane; glycine transport
Cellular component (GO): apical plasma membrane; plasma membrane
Molecular function (GO): L-proline transmembrane transporter activity; proline:sodium symporter activity
Source: RefSeq, a predicted model, not a curated record
UUGCAGCUUGCUUUCCUUUCCAUUUAUCUAACCAGCAUUCACGUUUUGCAAAGUGCCUGUUAAUAAGAUUAGUAAUUAAAAAGCUUGAAUGGCAAUUGGCAAGCAUGUUGUCAUUACAAUUGUGUUGGCACUGUGUCUCCACCAAGACUUGAAGAGCACCUGAAGGAGUGAAGGCAAGGCACACUUUCCCGUAUAACCCAAGAGCCCAAGAGCAGAGAUGGAGAAAGCUAGGCCGUUGUGGGACAAUCCCUUCCAGUUUGUGUUUGCCUGCAUUUCCUAUGCUGUGGGACUGGGGAAUGUAUGGCGUUUUCCUUAUUUGUGUCAGAUGCACGGAGGAGGUGGAUUUCUAAUUCCAUAUUUUAUCAUGUUAAUUGUGGAAGGGAUGCCAUUGUUAUACCUGGAGCUGGCGGUGGGACAGCACAUGCGUCAUGGGAGCAUCGGGGCAUGGAGAGCUAUAAGUCCCUACCUCUGUGGGGUUGGAAUCGCCAGUGUCAUUGUCUCAUUUUUUUUGUCUAUGUACUACAAUGUUAUAAAUGCCUGGGCAUUUUGGUACCUCUUCCAUUCCUUCCAGGAUCCUUUGCCAUGGGCAUACUGUCCACUGAAUAGUAAUCAUACAAGCUAUGUUGAAGAAUGUGAGAAGGCAACAUCCACACAGUAUUUUUGGUACAGGAAAACCCUCAAUAUUUCUCCAUCUAUUGAGGAGAGUGGGAACAUCCAAUGGGAGCAAGCAGCUUGUCUCAUCCUGGCUUGGCUAGUGGUCUACCUGUGCAUUCUAAGAGGAACUGAACACACAGGCAAGGUUGUGUACGUAACAGCUACUUUGCCUUACAUUGUCCUCAUGAUAUUCUUAAUCAGAGGCCUAACACUCCAUGGAGCUGUGAAUGGGCUGACAUAUAUGUUUACACCAAAGCUGGAACAACUGGCAAACCCCAAGACUUGGAUUAAUGCAGCUACCCAGAUCUUCUUCUCUCUUGGGCUUGGCUUUGGCAGCUUGAUAGCUUUUGCCAGCUACAAUGAGCCAAACAAUAACUGUGAGCGACAUGCCAUAAUUGUUUCGUUAAUAAACAGCGCCACAUCAAUAUUUGCCAGCAUUGUGACUUUCUCUAUUUAUGGCUUUAAGGCAACUUUCAAUUAUGAAAACUGCAUAAAAAAGGUGAUCUUGUUGUUGACUAACUUUUUUGACCUGGAAGAAGGAUUAUUAACAAUGGAAAAUCUUGAAGAUAUGAAGCAUUUUCUAGCAGCUGCUCAUCCCAAAGAAUAUACAGAACUGCUACCACAAAUUCAGAACUGCAGCUUGGAAGCUGAACUAGACACGGCUGUCCAAGGGACUGGACUGGCAUUCAUUGUGUAUUCAGAAGCAAUAAAGAACAUGGAGGCCUCACAGCUCUAUUCAGUGCUGUAUUUUCUUAUGCUGUUGAUGCUGGGAAUAGGUAGCAUGCUGGGGAACACUGCAGCCAUUCUAACUCCUUUGACUGACAGCAAGUUUCUUUCCUCCCAUGUGCCAAGAGAGAUGAUCUCAGGUGGUGUGUGUUUUAUCAACUGCAUCAUUGGCCUGGCAUUUACUAUGGAGGCUGGAAACUACUGGUUUGACAUCUUCAAUGACUAUGCAGCUACACUCUCUCUGCUGCUUAUUGUACUGGUGGAAACUAUUGCUGUCUGUUAUGUGUAUGGACUAAGAAGAUUUCAGAAAGUGCUUGGUGUGAUGAUUGGACAUGAGCCAAGCUGGUACUGGAGGAUUAUGUGGGCUUUUGCUAGUCCUGUGCUAAUUGUAAGCCUGUUUAUAUUUUACAUCACUGAUUACAUCAGGACAGGGACAUUGCAAUACCAAGCCUGGGAUGCAACAGAGGGCCAGUUGGUUACAAAAAAUUAUCCAAGUGGUGCCCUAGCUCUUAUUGGGAUGCUUGUGGCAGCAUCCACAUUGUGUAUACCACUGGGUGCCCUACUAACUUUUAUAAUGAAGCAAACCAAACGUUAGUAACCGGGCUCAGAUUUAUGAAGAACUGAAAUUCCACACACCACCUUGAAGAUUAUAACAGCUAUGACCUACAACUAACAAGAAAUGCUUAAAAUUGGCUAGCAUCAUCCUGAAGUAUUAUUUUGACCAUUUCCAUAGUGAAGAAAGGUGUUCUGUAGCAGAUGAAGGUUUGAAGUUGCUUUUGAAACUUUACAACAUAGAAUGGUUUACAACACAUUCAGGUUUGUACACUGAAUUAUAUAUUGGUCAUUUCUAUCAGUCUGUUUGUUCUCAGUAGAAAUAUGUUCCUUUUGUAUUGGAAGUGUAACAAGAAAGUCUUGGACUAUCAGAAAUCUGCAGUGUCACAUUUUUCAUCUACAGUGUUGCAAGAUUAUACAAAUUAUAUGCAUUACUCAUGGAAUGUAUAUUUUAGUGGAUGCUAGCAAAUGCUUUAAGAGCUACAUUAGCUCAUUACUUAAGCUGUCAAUGUUUUUACAUAAAGCACAGGCCAGUA